UUCCGUUGUCCAUUUUUCCAGAUUUUUUUUUUUAACCAAACAAUUCCGCUUGCCAGUUUCGAUAAGCUGUACAAUAGUAGAAACGAUUCUAUUAUAAACAUUUCACAGAGGCACUAGAACUGCAUAUUCGUUUUUGUGUAACAGCGGUGAUUUUAUUUGAAGAACAAUGUCUAACACUGUUUCUUUCAGUACACAAAUAGCUGCAAUCAUGGAUGUGCUAUCAAAGGCAGCAGUUGCAGAAAUAACCAAACUUGUAGACGAGGGCACUGUCGUGUUACGGCUUGAAAUGUGUCGGAAAGAAAAUGAGAUAGAAGGCCUUCAAAACAGUUUACAGCUGAUGGAAAGAGAACUGAUGAAAGCUCAAAGAGAAGCAGCAACACGAGUUAAAAAUGACAGGCAACAUGCUGAGGAAAUUCAGGUUAGGAGUGGGACUCUUCAAAAAGGUAAGAGGAGGGUAGGUGCUUUUAGCAACGCGGGUAAAUGUAUAUACUCUAGCGUUGUUUUCCAUUGUAUCUAUAAAAAUUAUGCCAGCUGAUUCAGGAUUUCGACUGCCUGGGAAACACUGCCUGCCUGUCAGUCUCGUUCCGACUAGUUCAUUGCUAUGGGACAGCUGGAGAUCGAAUUUUAAUAUUGAAACAAUGUUGCAAAUGUCGGAGAGACAGACAAGGUUUCUACAAUCUAAAUGUAAUUCUAAAAGAAAUGUGAGAAUGUCUAGAUGCUUUUUAUAGUGGAGAUCAAAUUAAUAAAUUGCCUGGCUGGGUUGGUUGAGUGAAUGCCAAGAGUGUGCAAAGCUGUCAUCAAGGCAAAGGGUGGCUAUUUGAAGAAUCUCAAAUCUCAAAUAUAUGUUGAUUUGUUUAACACUUCUUUGGUUACAAUAGGAUUCCAUAUGUGUUAUUUCAUAGUUUUGAUGUCUUCACUAUCAUUCUACAAUGUAAAAAAUAAAAAAUAAACCUUGAAUGAGUAGGUGUGUCCAAACUUUUGACUGGUGUUGUAUAUAUGCCAUUUAGAAGACGCUUUUAUCCAAAGCAACUUACAGUCAUGCGUGCAUAUAUUUUUUUACAUCCGGGAAUCGAACCCACUGCCGUGGACGUUACAAGCACCAUGCUCUACCAACUGAGCUACAAAGGACCACACCCGUGUUUUAAAUACACCCGAGUUCCUAAAAGCACCUAAGAGGCGUGCUGACAUUUGGUGCUAUCAAGUCAGGUUAUUUUGCACUGUUCAAGGUGUUGUUUUAUUGCUUAUUUUACUUAACAAUUUCUAACAAUUACAUAAACCGUCUACUCUACUUCCAGGUGAUGAAGAGGACCAGAAAUCCCAAGCUAUGCCUGUAGAGGACCCAGUAGAGAGCUUCAAUGAGCUGCAGAGGUCUGGACACCUUGUAGAGGUGAGGGGUGGACUGGAGUUUCUGGUGAAAGCAGAGCAGGUGGAAGAACAUGUAGCCCAGGGAACCAUACAAGACCCAGGAAUCACAGACAGUGUGGACUUUAUAAUGGAUGAGAGAGAUAGUCAGCUGUGGUCCUCUGUUACACAAGGACUAAGUGGGAAUAAUUCUGGUCACCCAGAUGGGUCUUACACUACAGAAAGAUGCUUACAGAUGUUCUCCUCUCAGGCAGAUCAAUAUCCCGCUCCCAUCCCAUCCCAUCCCGCUUCCUGCAUCUCUUUGUCCACUGUAGGAAAACCACUGGAUGACACAUUCAGCACUGUCCCAGUGAAAGUGGAGCCCGAGAGGCAUCCUGUGUAUCAUGACGAUGCCAUGUCUGAGUCCAUACAAGCUGAGCAGGGGAAGUACAGAGAUACUCUGCAUCCUAUUGUGAGGGAGGGCUUGAUUUUACAUCCCAGACUGCAGCAACCAGGACCUUCUUCACAAGGGCUCAUGAGAGCAACUGAGAGCACAUCGGAGUCGCACUCACACAACCAAGAGCAUAUUCUUAAUAAGAACAGAUUGAAAACAAAGAGGAUGGUAAAUGUUUGGAGAGCUUUACCAAACCAAAAAGUGUUCAUCUGCUCAUUGUGUGGAAAGGGCUUCCACCGCCAUUGUCAACUUGAAGCACACCAGCACUCUCAUGGUGGAGUCAAACCAUACAGAUGUCUUGAGUGUGGGAAAAGUUUUACUCAGAAGCAAAGACUUAAGUCACAUCAGAGUGUUCAUACGGGUGAGAGACCUUUCAGUUGCAGACUCUGUGGCAAGAGGUUUGCAAGGCAGGACAACUGCCAAACACAUGAGAGAUUUCACAGUGGACAAAAGCCAUUUAGUUGUGUGCAGUGUGGUAAAAGUUUCACAGUUCUCUGUAACCUCAAACUACAUCAAAAACAUCAAUGUAAGUAAAUUUUCCAAUGUCCGAAUGUAAGAUUGCAUGUUGUUCAGUGUUUUCCUCAGCAUUGUACAAUUAAUGAACUGUUUAUGUUGAUUGUUGAACCGUUCAACUGUACUGAGAUUAGCAGGAUUAGGUUUCCAAUCAAGUAUUUCAAGACAUCAUUUGGUGAUUUUUAAAUAGUGAUAUCCCAAGUAUAAAUACAGUCAAGUACACACCACACAUUAAAGGGUAAAACAUUUUUACUUGUGCUAUGUCAUAACUUACCUGGACCACCUAUUGAGAUGUGCCUUUUUAUGAAGUAAAUCAGGUGUAAAAUGAGGUGAAAAUGAGACUGGAGUGCCACUUUAAGAUCGUAGCAGCAGUUGAGUUCGUGCAUUUUGGGGUUACAAAUGAAGUUUACAUUUGAUGAUUGCAUUGUAAAACAUCUUUAACAUGUCUACAAGGUGUUUGCAGUGUAAGGGCAAUGCAACUAAAUGUAAAACUGUGCUUUUUGACAACUGUCAAUCAACCACUAUAUUUGUUUACGGAUAGUUUCAUUGUUGUUGCCAGCUAGGCUGACUGUAUGUGCAGAGCCUUUUGUAAUAUAAGAUGCAUGAUUAACAUUACUGCUUGAGGAUUUUGUACCCUGUUGGUUUUUACAUGACUGAUAAUAAUAGCCUAAUGGUUUCUUCCCGUUGUAACUAGGUGUCCACUGUCCCAAGUGCGACUGUCAGAAAGAUGCUUCAAAAGUUGUUUUGGCCCGGUGGCUGAGACUUACUGCUCUAGGCCCGGUUUAAGGCUAAGCUCAUUGUUAGAACCUUCGUAGAGCAUCGUUAAAUCUCUGAGCUGUUUCCCAUACCCAGAGCUGCCAACUCUCAAGCAUUGGCCGUGAGAAGACACGCAUUUGAGCCUCUUCUCACGCUCACACGCCACACCUCUCACGCAUCGAAAAGUACUGAUUUUAUUUUCUAAUUAGUCAGCGCGUUAACUUUUCAACUGUGCUCCAAAUUGUUUUGAAAUCGGAGCAUCUGCACCUGCAUUUUAAUAACAUCACGAGCGGACGCAUGGGGCGGCGCACAAUUGGCCCAGCGUCGUCCAGGGUAGGGGAGGGAAUGGCCGGCAGGGAUGUAGCUCAGUUGGUAGAGCAUGGUGUUUGCAACUCCAGGGAUGUGGAUUCGAUUCCAACAGGGGUAUGAAAAAUCAAAAAAGUAUGUAUGCACUCACUAACUGUAAGUCGCUCUGGAUAAGAGCGUCUGCUAAAUGACUAAAAUGUAAAUGUAAAAUGAAUCUCUAUCAUUAUUGGCCUGUCUUGCCACAGCACUAUGAACCACUGCACAUUAAAGCAUAUGAUUGGUCUAGUUAUGUAAUGGCUCAAGGUGAUUGGGUGCGCGUUUGAAAGAAACCCCUCGGAUUGGAGUGGCGCUGAAUGGAGAGCGAGAACGUUCUCCGCUGAGUUUAUAAAGCUGUAAAAAGAGCAGCACGGUAGCGCUGUUUUAUGUACAAUGUUGUCAACAAAAUGUGUUUGCUGUUACUCCCGUCCCUAUUGCAGAAUGCAGCCUUUUGACAGCAUGUACUAAAGUUGAUUUAAUCCACACUUGCAUUAGUCCCCUCGUUUGGUGAUUGGCAUUUAGGCUGUGACAACGAAAAGGGGGGGUAAAUAUAACAGUUAUUUGGUUAGGGUAUAGGGUCGUCUUCAGGGCAUUUUAUUAUCUACUUACUUUAUUUACCAGGUCAGUGGAACAAUUCUCAUUCUUAACAAUGGGCUAAACUCUAGGGUAAUUUAUGUACUUGUCACCAAGAACACUACUAUUAUUCCCCACACUUACUUUAUUAUUCUGCUUCAUCCCAAUUUUGCCAGUGUAAUCACAUAUUUGAAAUCUGAUAUGCCUAAUUGUCUUUUAAAAAUCAAUUAUAGGAGGCUAUGUAUUUUUGUAGCCAUUCAUGGACAGUUUUGAAUGUCAUACAAAUAAUCAUUGGAUAUUAAAUGUUCCAGGCCUCGCAUAUAAUUUUUUUACUUUGAGUAUUGUGCACGUUAGGAAGAGAUGGUAGGGGGACUCACACCUCAUAAAAGCAUCAUAUUUUGUCUAUGCAGAGUAAGAUGAUGCCAAGGAUCUUCAACUAGUAGGCAUAAACCACCCGAGUUGAUAUCCAUUAGAUUUUUUUUGAAGGUGGGUGAUUUUGAUAAAUGUAGUGUUAUAACAAGAACAUUUUCAAACACCCAGCACUUGGGAAACAUAGAUCGGGGUGGCCAACCCUCCUGGAGAGCAAGCAGGAUUUUAAAAUAGAACUUUCACCCAAAAUACAAAAUGUUUGUAUCCUUACCUUGAAAGCAGUCUAUGGACAAGGAGACUGCGAUCUAUGAUUUGGUUACCCACUGUCAUCAACCAUUACUAUUACUAUUUCCUGUGCAGAGCCUUGGUGUAGUGGUAACACUCUCCGGCACGUGUUGCAUACAACUUUCCACCGGAGACCAGGGUUUAAUCCCUGCUUCCAACCUUCCCACUGUUUUUACCCAUUUCAUUACUGUCUGAAAAUAUGUAGAAAAAAAUAUUUGCAUACUUUAAAUUGAAUCCCCCCAAAAUCUCAAAGUAACAAAGUCGUCAAAUUUUGAGUGUUCAUUUAAUGUUCAAAGCAUCCUGAAUACACCUGACCUCUGGUUUUAUUUAUUUUUAUUUUCCACCCUGCUCAUAGGCCUAAACCAUGUCAAAAUAUGUAGAAUUGCAGGAAAUACGUUUUAAAACAGUAACAUUUUCCUGGGGAGGACACACAGGGGUAGAAGGAUUACUUUAUCCUAUCCCAGGUGUUCCUUAAAGAGGUGGGGUAAAUUCACAUAGCAAAUCUCACUCCAAGCUUUCUUCAAAAGUUGGCAGCCCUGAAACCCUGAAAUGAAAUCAAUUUCAUAUUCACUCAAUUUAGUUAUAUUUUGCUAAUUGUAGGCCACGGUCUGUCAUUUAAAUAUAAAUAUUUUAUUUUAUUACGCAAUGAUGUGCCAAAUGUGAUUUAGUCCAUUAUUAUUGGGUAGUAUUUCGGAGCAUUUACAUUUACGUCAUUUAGCAGACGCUCUUAUCCAGAGCGACUUACAGUUAGUGAAUACAUAUUUUUUUAUACUGGCCCCCGUGGGAAUUGAACCCACAACCCUGGCAUUGCAAACGCCAUGCUCUAUCAACUGAGCUACAUCCCUGCCGGCCAUUCCCUCCCCUACCCUGGGCGACGCUGGGCCAAUUGUGCGCCGCCCAUGAGUCUCCCGGUCGCGGCCGGCUGCGACAGAGCCUGGAUUCGAACCAGGAUCUCUAGUUUUCAAAGACGUAUGAUGUCUACAAAUGGUCUAGUUACUUAAUCCAGAAACGAAAGUAGGGAGGUUGGUCCGGGAGGAUGGCUGGGAGUAAUCAGUCUAGCAGUCCAAAGGUUGCAUGUUCGAGUCGUGUCUGGGACAACUGUACAAUUUUGCUAACCCCCAUUCUAAGAUUAACCAAAUUAAUCUAACCUGCUACGUAAAUUCACCUAACCUUUGUCGUUUUAGUUCUCCUAACCUUUGUUGUUUUUGUUCCCCUAACCGCAAAUGUAAAUUCUCCCCGUAAUUAUCAAUUGAUGCAUCUUUCCUACAACGGCCGAAUAUGUAACAUAUAUUUCCCAAAACACCACGCAGAAAACGGUCGUUAAGUGCGUCAUUGGAGCAUGUCUCGAUACUGAUUUAGGAUCGAUAAAAAGGGAGUGUUACUCUCUGAUCAUCUUUCUCCAUUCAUAUCUUACCUUAACAUUAUAAUUAUUUCACAAAUCUGACGACGGAUCAGCUCCUAGAGAAAUAUUACUGCCUACAUUUACAUUUACGUAAUUUAGCAGACGUUCUUAUCCAGAGCGACUUACAAAUUGGUGCAUUCACCUUAUAGCCAGACGGCUGCAAAUAUUGAGGUGGUUUAUUCUAAUGCUUACCCAAUAAACAAAUGCACAAAAUCACCGAUUUGGCACAUCAUUGCGCAGAUGUUAGGCUACACAUGAAAUACUGUAUAUCGAGACAAAUUACAGACGGAAGCCUACAGGUGGCCAAAUAUAACUCAAUUGAUUGAACAUGAAAUGUAUUUCAAUAUAAAAAUACUGUUUAUUUGAAUCCAUUCAUCUCGGUUUUCAUUUGAAACAUGAUUUUAUACAUGGCUUUUUUGUAUCAAUUGCACAGACAUUGGCAACUUUGUAUUUUUAGUCAACAAUGUUCUGAAGUUAGUGGCGGUCACAGACGGAUAAACCAUGUGAUUCUAUAUUAAGCGGAGAUCUUUUGUGUAUAAAGUGAUGCAGGAGGGCAAAUCAUCUAACGACGCACUUGGCUGUUCUAUGAAUGGUUUGAGGCAGGCGUUAGAUUAGGAGUGCUUUCAAGUGCAACGCCUUUAUCUACUCCCACAGAGUCGGAUGCACUUGUGGAUACCAUAUUUAUGUCUCUGAAUGCAGUUUGAAGUAAGUUGCUAACUAGCGUUACCGCAAUUGCUAACUAGCGUUAGCGCAAAGACUGGAAGUAUUUGGUAUAAUACUGUCCCGUCAUUGCGCUAACGCUAGUUAGCAUUGGCUCGCGAAAGUACCUCUAACUUCCUUCAUACUGGAUAAAGAGACAUAAAAAUGGUAUCCAUGAGUUCAUCUGACUCUGGGGAAGAAGAUAAAUCCUGAAGUGUACCUUUAACAUGCUUUUGGUAAACCGGGCCCUGGUCUCAGAUGAGGUCUAAUACUAUACGCCUUCCAAGACAUAUGAUAAGUUACUAGCUAUAUCCAAUGUGUAUGCAAUUGCUGUAUGAUACUAUACGUCCUCUAAUUCGUAUGAUAUUGUAAAACCGCGAUUCCAUUCAUAAUGUAACUUAACAUAUACUAAAUGUAGUGUUACAUAUUUACCUACAGAAUAAUACGAAUUGUCCCGAGACCACGUUAAAUAAUUCUGAUUUUAAUGGAUAAAGCUGAUCUGUGAGCAGCGCUGCCUUUCUUUCGAUCCUAUCAGUAUCGACACAUGCGCCAACGACACACUUAGUGAACGUUCUCUCUACGUGGUGUUUUGGGAAACGCAAGUGACAACGAUGCAGCGGAAACCAGUCCCUACUUUCUGCGGCUCUACGUUGCGCCUCUUCGGGGACCGUGGACGGCAAAGUCCCGCUGAAUUUCUGGUGCCGAGACCGAGUGAAGAUCAAAGAUAUCAACCACUGAGCCGGUUUAUGAGCUACCUGGUUUCUAAAGAGUAAUCGGAAAGCUCUGUUCACUUUUAUAAGGUUUUAUUCAAACAGAUAUUGUUUUUUGGCUUAUAUUAAAUGAUGAUAACCCCAAGUGCUUUAUUUUAUUGAUUCUAUCUCCACUGUUGGAUUUUGAUUUAAAGUCACUCAUUUUAUUAAGCUGGCUGAAAACCACUUGUUUGUCACACUCACACAUCAUGUAUCCUGUCAUAAACUUUGCACUGUUUUCUUAUGGUCACACUAAACUGAAUGGCUAUAGGCCUAGUUGAUGGGUAUAUAACCUACAUCAGAUUGGAGCAAUACACAUUUUAGUUGUGUACUACGUUGAUAUAACUUGUGUCAUGUUCUCAUAGCAUGUCAGAUAGUUUGUCCAGUAUGUGUGUUUAUGACUGGCGCUGCGGUUUUGUGCCGGCAGGUCGGGUCCUGUGUCAGCUGGAGCCCUGUGGGUCUGUGGAGGUGAACCAGGCAGUGCAGGCAGGAAUGCAUUUAAAAGUCAGUUCAUUUCAGUUCAUGUGUGUGUGUACAUUUCCUCCCUUUUGUUGCUAUUUUCAAUCUAACCUAAUUUACCAUAUUAAUUUGGUUUUAAUCCUGUUGUCAAUUUACACCCAAGUAUGGAAAUGUCAGGUAUCACAUCUCAUGCAUACCAUGGGUUUAAGGAUAAGCAAGCGCAUGUUUUAAUAGUUUUUGUGAAUAAACCUCUGCAGAGAACUGAUUGGCUUAUUUGUGUUUUCAAUUUUACAAGUAGCUGUUUGACUGAUUUCACAGAAAUAUCCACAUAUAAGGGCAUUUAUUAGAAAGUUUAUGGUAACCCUUUCUGUCGUCGUUUCCGUUAUCCAUCUUUCCGGAAGAAAACUUUUUUUCCACAAACAAUGCUUCUAGCCAGCUUCAAGAAGCUGUACAAUAGUAUAAACGAUUCUGUUAUAAACAUUUCAUAGAAGCACUAGCACUGCAUAUUCGUUUUUGUGUAACAACGGUGAUUUUAUUUAAAGAACAAUGUCUGUUUCUUUCAGUACACAAAUGGCUGCCAUCAUGGAUGUGCUAACAAAGGCAGCUGUUGCAGAAAUAACCAAACUUGUAGACGAGGGCACUGUAGUGUUACGGCUUGAAAUGUGCCGGAAAGAAAAUGAGAUAGAAGGCCUUCAAAACAGUUUACAGCUGAUGGAAAGAGAACUGAGAAAAGCUCAAAGAGAAGCAGCAGCACAAGUGAUAAAUGACAGGCAACAUGCUGGGGGAAUUCAGGUUGGGAGUGGGACUCCACAAAAAGGUGAGAGGCGAGCUUACUCUUAGUGGUAUCAAGUCAGGUUAUUUUGCACUGUUCAAUGUUUUGUUUUAUUGCUUAUUUGACUUUAUAAUUUCUAACAAUAACAUAAACCAUCUACUUCCAGAUGAUGAAGAGGACCAGAAAGCCCAAGCCACGCCUGUAGAGGACCCAGUAGAGGGCUGCAAUGAGCAGCAGAGGUCUGGACACCUUGAAGAGGCGAGGGGUGGAAUGGAGUUUCUAUUGAAAGCAGAGCAGGUGGAAGAACAUGUAGCCCAGGGAACCAUACAAGACCCAGGAAUCACAGACAGUGUAGACUUUAGAAUGGAUGAGAGAGAUAGUCAGCUGUGGUCCUCUGUUCCACAAGGACUAAAUGGGAAUAAUUACCGUCACCCAGAUGGGUCUUUCACUACAGAGAGUUGCUUACAGAUGUUCUCCUCUCAGGCAGAUCAAUAUCCCGCUCCCAUCCCAUCCCAUCCUGCUUCUUGCAACUCUUUGUCCACUGUAGAGAAACCGCUGGAUGACAUAGUCAGCACUGUCCCAGUGAAAGUGGAGCCUGAAAGGCAUCCUGUGUAUCAUGACGAGGCCAUGUCUGAGUCCAUACAAGCUGUGCAGGGGCAGUACAGAGAUACUCUGCAUCCUGUUGUGAGAGAGGGCUUGAUUUUACAUCCCAGACUGCAGCAACCAGGACCUUCUUCACAAGGGCAAUUCAUGAGAGCAACUGAGAGCACAUCUGAGUCACACUCAUACAACCAAGAGCAUAUUCUUAAUAAGAACAGAUUGAAAACAAAGAGGAUGGUAAAUGUUUGGAGAGCUGUAGCAAACCAAAAAGUGUUUAUCUGCUCAUUGUGUGGAAAGAGCUUCCGCCGCCAUUGUCAACUUGAAGCACACCAGCACUCUCAUGCUGGAGUCAAACCAUACAGAUGUCUUGAGUGUGGGAAAAGUUUUACUCAGAAAAAUAGACUUAAGUCACAUCAGAGUGUUCACACGGGUGAGAGACCUUUCAGUUGCAGACUCUGUGGCAAGAUGUUUACAAGGCAGGACAACUGCCAAAGACAUGAGCGAUUUCACAGUGGACAAAAGCCAUUUAGUUGUAUGCAGUGUGGUAAAAGUUUCACGGUUCUCAGUAACCUCAAACUACAUCAAAAACAUCAAUGUAAAUUUGCCAAUGUCAGAAUUUAAGAUUGCAUGUGACACCUUCAGUGUUUUCCUCAGCAUUGUACAGUUAAAGAACUGUUUAUGUUGAUUGUUGAGCCGUUCAACUGUACUGAGAUUAGCAGGUUUCGGUUUCUACAAUAUGAAUAAAGUAUUAAAAAUGUUUAACCUCUUUUUCAUGUGAUUUUUCUUUGCCCCCGUCAAGAGAGCAACAGCUCCAAUAGCUCUAAUUGCUUUGAGCAUAUUCUCCUUUAUUUACAGUUCAUUUCAGUAGCUUGUUCGAUCAGACAGUAGCUAGCAGCAGUUCGAGUUCGUGCAUUUUGGGGUUAAAAUAAAGUUGACAUUUGAAUUGUAAAACAUCUUUAACAUUUCUACAAUGACCUUGCUGUGUAAGUGUAAUGCAACGACAUGUGAGACACGUACUGGUCCCCUGUUGGAAUCAAACCCACAGGCUCGGCAUUGUAAGCACCAUGCUCUACCAACUGAGCCACACAUGACACGAGGUAAGCAGAGAGGAAGUGGGUCUACAACAGACCCACGUUUGGAAAGUAUGUUUAAUAAUACAAUCCUUUAGAUAUUUUGUCUCAAAUUCCCAACGUCAUAAUGACCAACCGUCCAGGGAACCUAUCUGGGCUAGCUAAAGCCAACUUCAUAAAAUUGCUAGGUGGCUAGUAGUAUUACAAAGCAAAUUAUUAUGACAUUUUUUAACAGGACAAAUCUGGGGGGUCACGUGCCCCCUAACGGCAUGACGCCUCUGUCGACACAUGCUCCAACGACACACUUAGUGAACGUUCUCACUACGUGGUGUUUUGGGAAACGCAUGUGACACCUUCAGCAGUUAUAGGAACGAUGCAUCGGAAACCUGGCCCUACUCUGCGGCACUACGUAGCAUCCAUAGAGAAUGAUAGAGGCCUCUAGUCGCCAAAAGGUUGUGUUAGCAUGGGCCCUGCCUUUGAGAGCUUCCACCAUUUGAAUGUAGUCAACUGGGUGGGACUUCCAACUUCAUUGGCUGAUCCCUCCUGGUGACCCUUUUGGAGUCAUGUCCAACCGGGUCAUCAGGAAGGAUCAGCCAAUCGUGUUGAAAAAAAUGUACUACUUUAAAAUGGAGAUAGCCUCAAUGGCGUUGCCCAUGAUGUUGCAGAUGCUAUAAUAGCACAGAUACGAAGAUGAGUCCUCUAUCUAUCUCUAUGGUUGCGCCUCAUCGGGGACUGUGGACAUCAAAGUCCCACUAAGGGUUUAUGAAGAACAAAAAUUGAUCUUAGGCCUAUAUUAAUUGAUGAUAAGCCCAAAUGCUUUAUUUUUAUUGAUUAAUCUCCACUUUUGGACUUUUAUCUAAAGUCACUGUCAUUUUAUUAAGCUGGCUGAAAACCACUUGUUUUUUACACUCACGCAUCAUGUAUCCUGUCAUAAACUUUGCAAUGUUUCCUUGUUAUGGUCACACUAAGCUGAAGGGGUAUAGGUAUAGGCCUAGUUGAUGCGUAUAUAACCUACACUGGAGUGGAGGAAUACACAAUGUGUACUACAUUGAUAUAACUUGUGUCAUGUUUCUCAUAGCAUGUCAGAUAGUUUGUCCAUUAUGUGUGUGUGUGAAUGACUGGCGCUGCUGUUUUGUGCUGGCAGGUCGGGUCCUGUGUGAGCUGGAGCCCUGUGGGUCUGUGGAGGUGAACCAGGCAGUGCAGGUAGCCCAGUCUGCCUACCAGGGCUGGAGCCGGAUGUCAGGGAUGGAGAGAGCACACAUGUUAGAAGCUGCCCAUAUCAUUGAGGUAUCCAUCCCAGAAAGCAUCUCUAUGAUACCUGGGUUUGAUGAUCUGUCACUCCAAAUUCACUGUAUUUUCUGUCCCUGAUACAGUCAGAACUGAACACAGAAUCCAUGUCAUAGCUCAAGGUCUUUAUACUGUUUGCACAUGCUGUAGGUUAACAUUAGAGUACUAGUAUGGAAUGUGUUAAAAGUCAGUUCAUUUCAGUCUUUGGAUUGAAGUCUCUGACUAUUGACUAUUAAUCUCACUAUUAAUUAUACUGCCUGAAUAAAUCAGCCUGGGACAAGAACCGUCCCACUAAGAUUCAGGGCUACUCAGAAAACGGAUCCUCUGCAUAAUCCUCACUCUCUCGCUGUAAAUGUCCUCUUUUUUAAAACUUGGUUUUAAUCAAUCUACAAAGAGAUGUCAAUUUACACCCAUAUAUGGCAAUCUCAGGUAUCACAUAUCAUGCAUAACCAUGGGUAUUUUUAAGGGUUAGCAAGCAAAUGUAAUAACUUCUUAGGAGCAUUGUCUAGAUACACUAUAUAUACAAAAAUAUGUGGACACCGCUUCAAAGUAGUGGAUUCGGCUAUUUCAGCCACACCCGUUGCUGACAGGUGUAUAGAAUCGAGCACACAGCCAUGCAAUCUCCACAGACAAACAUUGGCAGUAGAAUGGCCUUACUGAAGAGCUCAGUGACUUUCAACGUGACACCGUCAUAGGAUGCCACCUUUCUGCCCUGGUAGAGCUACCCCGGUCAACUUUAAGUGCUGUUAUUGUGAAGUGGAAACAUCUAGGAGCAACAACGGCUCAGCCGCGAAGUGGUAGGCCACACAAGCUCACAGAAUGCGACCGCUGAGUGCCGAAGCGCGUAGCCAGUGGUGUAAAGUACUUAAGUUAAAAUACUUUUAAGUACUACUUAAGUAGUUUUUUUGGGGUAUCUGUACUUUACUUUACUAUUUAUUUUUGUAACUACUUUUACUUUUUACUCCAUACAUUUUCCCUGACACCCAAAAGUACUCGUUACAUUUUGAAUGCUUAGCAGGACAGGAAUAUGGUCCAAUUCACACACUUAUCAACAGAACAUCCCUGGUCAUCCCUACUGCCUCUGAUCUGGUGGACUCACUAAACACACAUGCUUCGUUUGUAAAUUAUGUCUGAAUGUUGGAGUGUGCCCCUGGCUAUCCGUACACUUUUUAAAAAACAAGAAAAUGGUGCCAUCUGGUUUGCUUAAUAUAAGGAAUUUGAAAUGAUUUAUACUUUUACUUUUACUUGUGAUACUUAAGUAUAUUUUAGCAAUUACAUUUAUAUUUGAUACUUAAGUAUAUUUUAAACCAAAUACUUUUAGACUUUUACUCAAGUAGAAUUUUACUGGGAGACUUUUACUUUUACUUGAGUCAUUUUCUAUGAAGGUAUCUUUACUUUUACUCAAGUAUGACAAUUGGGUACUUUUUCCACCACUGCGCUUAGCACGUAUAAAUAGUCUGUUCUCAGUUGCAACACUCACUACCGAGUUCCAAACUGCCUCUGGAAGCAACGUCAACACAAUAACUGUUCGUCGGGAGCUUCAUAAAAUGGGUUUCCAUGGCCGAGCAGCCACACACAAGCCUAAACUACCAUGCACAGUGCCACGCGUCGGCUGGAGUGGUGUAAAGCUCGACGCCAUUGGACUCUGGAGCAGUGGAAAUGCGUUCUCUGGAGUGAUGAAUCACGCUUCACCUGGCAGUCCGACUGACAAAUCUGGGUUUGGUAGAUGCCAGUAGAACGCUACCUGCCUGAAUGCAUAGUGCCAACUGUAAAGUUUGGUGGAGGAGGAAUAAUGGUCUGGGGCUGUUUUUCAUGGUUCGGGCUAGGCCCCUUAGUUACAGUGAAGGUAAAUCUUAACGCUACAACAUACAAUGACAUUCUGUGCUUCCAACUUUGUGGCAACAGUUUGGGGAAGGCCCUUUCCUGUUUCAGCAUGACAAUGCCCCCGUGCACAAAGCGAGGUCCAUACAGAAAUGGUUUGUCGAGAUCGGUGUGGAAGAACUUGACUGGCCUGCACAAAGCCCUGACCUCAACCCCAUCAAACAUCAUUGAGAUGAACUGGAAUGUCAACUGCGAGCCAGGCCUAAUCGGCCAACAUCAGUGCCCGACAUCACUAAUGCUCUUGUGGCUGAAUGGAAGCAAGUUCCCGCAGCAAUGUUCCAACAUCUAGUGGACAUCCUUCUCAGAAGAGUGGAGGCUGUUAUAGCAGCAAAGGGGGGACCAACUCCAUAUUAAUGCCCAUGAUUUUGGAAUGAGAUGUUCGAUGAGCAGGUGUCCACAUACUUUUGUACAUGUUGUGUAAUUUCCAUCCUCCUCUGGGUACAUUAACUUCAAUAAAAAACCUAGGAGGCUCAUGGUUCUCACCCCCUUCCAUAGACAAAGUAAUUAUGACAACUUCCGGAGGACAUCCUCCAACCUAUCAGAGCUCUUGCUGCAUGAACUGACAUUUUGACCACCCAAGCAAAGGAUCAGAGAAUGAAUCUGGUACUGAAAAGCAUAAGCUACAGCUAGCUAGCCCUGCAGUGCAUAAAAUGUGGUGAGUACUUGACUCAAAGAGAGAGAAAGACAAUAGUCGAACAGUUGUCAACAAAUUAAUUUCUUCAAAAAUGAAGGAGAAGCAAGAGCGAGAGAAAUAUUUAUUUCACUUUCACUUACUUAGCUAGCCAAUGCAGCUAGCUGGUUUAGCCUACUCAAACAGAGAGGGAUGCUAUGUUAGUCCCUGCAGCAAUGUUCUAACAUCUAGUGGAAAUCCUUCCCAAAAGAGUGGAGGCUGUUAUAGCAGCAAAGGGCGGACCAACUCCAUAUUAUUGCCCAUGUUUUUGGAAUGAGAUGUUCGACGAGCAGGUGUCCACAUACUUUUGGUCAUGUAGUGUAUGUUUUGUCCUACUGUAUAUUUCUAUUCCAUAAACCAAUAAGGGUAUGUAUUAGAAAGUUUACAGUAACCCUUUCUGUCCUAAUUUCCAUUACCGUUCUUCCGGAAUAUAUAUAUGUUUUAACAACAACGCUGCUUGCCAGCUUCGACAAGCUGUACAAUAGAAGAAACGAUUCUGUUAUAAACAUUUCACAGAGGCACUAGCACUGCAUAUUCGUUUUUGUGUAACAACGGGGAUUUUAUUUGAAGAACAAUGUCUAACACUAUUUCAUUCAGUACACAAAUAGCUGCAAUCAUGGAUGUGCUAGCAAAGGCAGCUGUUGCAGAAAUAACCAAACUUGUAGACGAGGGCACUGUCGUGCUACGGCUUGAAAUGUGCCGGAAAGAAAAUGAGAUAGAAGGCCUUCAAAACAGUUUACAGCUGAUGGAAAGAGAAUUGAGGAAAGCUCAAAGGGAAGCAGCAGCACGAGAGACAAAUGACAGGCAACAUGCUGAGGGGUUUCAGGUUGGGAGUGGGACUCCACAAAAUGGUAAGAGGCGGCUGACUCUUAGAACUAUGAAGGUAGGUUAUUUGCACUAUUCAAGGUUUUGUUUGAUUGUUUUUUUGACUUUACAAUUUCUAACAAUUACAUAAACCAUCUACUCUACUUACAGGUGAUGACGAGAAAAAGAAAGGCCAAGCCAUGCCUGUAGAGGACCCAGAAGAGAGCUUCAAUGAGCUGCAGAGGUCUGGACACCUUGAAGAGGUGAGGGGUGGACUGGAGUUUCUGGUGAAAGCAGAGCAGGUGGAAGAACAUGCAGGCCAGGAAACCAUACAAGACUCAGGAAUCACAGACAGUGUGGACUUUAGAAUGGAUGAGAGAGAUAGUCAGCUGUGGUCCUCUGUUACACAAGGACUACAUGGGAAUAAUUCUGGUCACCCAGAUGGGUCUUACACCACAGAGAGAUGCUUACAGGUGUUCUCCUCUCAGGCAGAUCAAUAUCCCGCUCCCAUCCCAUCCCAUCCCAUCCUGCUUCCUCUUUGUCCACUGUAGGGAAACCGUUGGAUGAUAUAUUCAGCACUGUCCCAGUGAAAGUGGAGCCUGAGAGGCAUCCUAUGUAUCAUGGCGAUGCCAUGUCUGAGUCCAUACAAGCUGUGCAGGGGCAGUACAGAGAUACUCUGCAUCCUAUUGUGAGGGAGGGCUUGAUUUUACAUCCCAGACUGCAGCAACCAGGACCUUCUUCACAAGGGCUCAUGAGAGCAACUGAGAGCACAUCGGAGUCACACUCACACAACCAACAGCAUAUUCUUAAUAAGAACAGAUUGAAAACAAAGAGGAUGGUAAAUGUUUGGAGAGCUGAAGCAAACCAAAAAGUGUUUAUCUGCUCAUUGUGUGGAAAGAGCUUCCACCGCCAUUGUCAACUUGAAGCACACCAGCACUCUCAUGGUGGAGUCAAACCAUACAGAUGUCUUGAGUGUGGGAAAAGUUUUACUCAGAAGCAAAGACUUAAGUCACAUCAGAGUGUUCACACGGGUGAGAGACCUUUCAGUUGCAGACUCUGUGGCAAGAUGUUUACAAGGCAGGACAACUGCCAAAGACAUGAGCGAUUUCACAGUGGACAAAAGCCAUUUAGUUGUAUGCAGUGUGGUAAAAGUUUCACAGUUCUCUGUAACCUCAAACUACAUCAAAAACAUCAAUGUAAAUUUGCCAAUGUCAGAACAUAAGAUUGCAUGUUGUUCAGUGUUUUCCUCAGCAUUGUACAGUUAAUGAACUGUUCGUGCUAAUUGUUGGUCUAUUCAACUGUACUGAGAUUAGCAGGUUUAGGUUUCCAACAUUUCAUUUGUUUCUACAUAAUGAAUAAAGUAUUUAAGGAGUUUAACCUCUUUCUCAUAUGAUUUUUCUUUGCCUCAAGAAGAGCGCAACAGCUGCAUGGAUCCAAUUGGCUUGCGCAUGUUCUCCUGUAGUUACGGUUCAUUUCCGUAGCAGCAUCGUUCGUAGCAGCAGUUCUUGCAUUUUGGGGUUAAAAAUAAAGUUUACAUUUGAUGAUUGCAUUGUGAAACAGCUUUAACAUUUCUACAAGGACUUUGUUGUGUAAGUGCAAUGCAACGACAUGUGGAACUGUUUUUCUUUUUUACAACUGUCAGUUAACGGCUAUAUUUGUUUACGGAUAGUUGAAUUGUUGCCACACAGUUCGAUUGCCAGCUAGCCUACAUUUUGUAAGGUCAUUUCAUGAUUAUUGCUUGAGGGUUUUGUUCCCUGUUGUUUUUGACAUGACUAAUAAUAGCCUAAUCGUUUUUUCCCCCGUUGUAGCUGUGUCCACUGUCCGAAGUGUGACUGUCAGAAAGAUGCUUCAAAGGCUUGUUUUGGCCCGGCCUGCUGCUCUACUCUUUGCGGCUCUACGUUGUGCCUCAUCGGGGACCGUGGACGUCAAAGUCCCGCUGAAUUUCUGGUGCGGAGACAGAGUAAAGAUCAGUGAUGUGUCAACCACUGAGCCUGUUUACGAACCUGCAACUGGUAGCUACCUGGUUUCUAAAGAGUAAUCUCUGAAAGCUCUGUUCACUUUUAUGAAGAUGUAUUCUAACAGAACUUGAUUUUACGCAUUCAUACACCCAAAGUGCUUUUUCUUUUAUUGGUUAAUCUCCACUGUCAUUUUAUUCAGCUGGCUGAAAACCACUUGUUUGUCACACAUGACACAUCAUGUAUCCUGUUUCCUUGUUACAGUCACUCUCUCGGUGGAAUGGGUAUAUAGUUUAUGGUUAUACCCACAUCAGAAUUGGAGGAAUACACAAUUUACUUGUUGAUGUAACUUGUCAUGUUCCUCAUAGUAUGUCAGAUAGUUUGUCCAGUAUGUGUGUGUGUAUGUGACUGGUGCUGCUGUUUUGUGCUGGCAGGUCGGGUCCUGUGUGAGCUGGAGCCCUGUGGGUCUGUGGAGGUGAACCAGGCAGUGCAGGCAGCCCAGUCUGCCUACCAGGCUUGGAGCCGGAUGUCCGGGAUGGAGAGGGCACACAUCAUGAUAGAAGCUGCCCGUAUCAUUGAGGUAUCCAUCCCAGAAUGCAUCUCUUUCUGAUACCAGAGUUUGAUGAUCAGUCACUCCAAAUUCAAGGUCUGUUCUGCCCCCCCAUACAGUCAGAACUGAAAUCAAAAUCCAUCUCAAUGCUCAAGAUUAUACUGUUUGCACAAGCUGUAGGUUAACUUGAGUGUACUAGUUUGGAAUGCAUUCAAACGUCAGUUCAUUUGAGUUUUUGGAUUGAAGUCUCUGACUAUUAAACUUGCUCUCCUGUUGUGGACAGAACAGGAGAGAGGACAUUGCGGAGAUCGAGGUGGUGAACAACGGAAAGUCCAUCACAGAAGCCCGAAUGGAUGUGGACUCUGCCAGACUGUGUAUAGAGUAUUACGCUGGGGUGGCCAGCACUCUGGCAGGUUGGCAUGACGAUGGAUAGGGGGGUUACACUGGGUCAUAAUAGGAAUUCUGAUGCAGUUGGGGGGAGAAUUGUUGGCAUUAGACCUAUAGUAGGUAGUAAAGAUAUCAAGAUGACUUGGUAUGCUGCUGACCACUAGUGGUGUUUAUGGUCACUGUUUGCCCGUUCUGUCCCUCUAGGCCAGCAUGUCCAGCUGCCCGGAGGCUCCUUUGCCUACACACGGCGGGAGCCUCUAGGCGUCUGUGUGGGGAUUGGUGCUUGGAACUACCCCUUUCAGAUAGCAGCCUGGAAGUCGGCCCCAGCCCUGGCCUGUGGUAUGACGACACACUCCUUUUAAGUUACAGUAUAAAGUCAAACACACACUUUAUUGCCAUAAUUGUUCAUAUGCAAUUGAUAGAAAUACACAUUUUCAAUAAUACACAAAGACUCCUUUUCCCUCUCUCUUGCUCUCACCCCAUCAGGCAACUCCAUGGUGUUCAAGCCUUCACCCGUGACUCCAGUGACAGCGGUGCUGCUGGCUGAGAUUUAUGCCAAAGCUGGGGCCCCAGAGGGACUGUUCAACAUAGUUCAGGGUGGGCAGGAGACGGGCAACCUGCUCUGCCACCACCCCGACGUGGCUAAGGUCUCCUUCACCGGCAGUGUGCCCACAGGCAAGAAGGUAAAUCUAACAAUCCCAAAAUAAGAUCAUAACUUAAGUUUUUUGUGUUGAGGCGCUAUAAUACAUACAAUGUCCAUUGCAUUAUGGGAAAAGUAGUCUUUGUCAUUAACACGUAACAAAACACUCUUAACCCUCAGAUCAUGGAGAUGUGCUCCAAGGGGGUGAAGCAUGUGACUCUGGAGCUUGGUGGGAAGUCUCCUCUGCUCAUCUUUGAGGACAGUGACCUGGAGAACGCAGUGAAGGGGGCUCUCAUGGCCAACUUCCUGUCCCAGGGCCAGGUAGGGUGUGGGGUGUGCAAGUUUCAGCGCUUUUGAUCCAAGUUUCAGCUCUUUAAACACGGUGACACAGUCCUUAACACCAGCUCCUCUAUGAAUGUACUUUUUUACCUUGUGUGUGUUUGUCCAACCCAGGUUUGCAGCAAUGGGACCCGGGUGUUUGUUCAGAGGCAGAUGUUGCCCGAGUUCCUGGAGGAGGUUGUGAGGAGGACCAAGGACAUUGAGAUAGGGGACCCACUACUGGAGAGCACCCGUAUGGGAGCACUGGUCAGCCGGCCACACCUAGACAGAGUCUUGGGCUACGUCGAUCAGGCCAGGAAAGAGGUAUUUGGUAUUUUAUUAGGAUCCCCAUUAGCUGUUGCAAAAGCAGCAGCUACUCUUCCUGGGGUCCACACAAAACAUGAAACAUGACAUAAUACAGAACAUUAAUAGACAAGAACAGCUCAAGGACAGAACUACAUACAUUGUUUUUAAAAGGCACACGUAGCCUACAUAUCAAUACAUACACACAAACUAUCUAGGUAAAAUAGGGGAGAGGCGUUGUGCCGUGAGGUGUUGCUUUAUCUGUUCUUUGAAACCAGGUUUGCUGUUUAUUUGAGCAAUAUGAGAUGGAACGGAGUUCCAUGCAAUAAUGGCUCUAUAUAAUACUGUACGCUUUCUUGAUUUUGUUCUGAAUUUGGGGACUGUGAAAAGACCCCUGGUGGCAUGUCUGGUGGGGUAAGUGUGUGUGUCAGAGCUGUGUGUAAAUAUGCAAAAUUUUUUGGAUUUUUCAAUUCAAAGAGACUAAAAGUACCUAUUUUCAAUAGUAUUAUCUUAAGUUCCUGGUAAGCCGUUAGAAUCAGAUCAGACCAAUAAUAAUGGGCGAAGAUGAUGUCACUGGCAAGUAAAUUGACUGCUUUACUGACUGCAUGACUGAGGUGAUGUUGAAGUAAGACCAUUUGACUCUGAUUCUAGGGAGCCAAGGUGUUGUGUGGAGGAGAACCCUUCGUUCCUUUAGAUCCCAAACUCAGAGGUGGAUACUACAUGACACCAUGUGUAUUGGGUGAGCCUAGUUUUAGUAUUAUGGACUAUUUGAAGUACACUCCCCUACCUAUGUAUUUAGACUGUGAUGCUUAAAUAAAAAAUGUGGCUCUCUAUACUCCAGCAUUUUGGAUUUGAGAUCAAAUGUUUUAUAUGAGGUGACUGUACGGAAUGUCACCUUUUAUUUGAGGGUAUUUUCAUACAUAUCUAAUUUAAAAAUUAAAGCACUUUAUAGAACUAGACCCCCCGUUUAAAGAUGUCAUAAGUAUUCUGACAAAUUUCACUUAUAGUGUACCAAAGUAGUCAAAAAGUGUAGUAUUUGGUCCCAUAUUCCUAGCACGCAAUGACUACAUCAAGCUUGUGACACUACAAACUCGUUGGAUGCAUUUGCAGUUUGUUUUGGGUUAUGUUUUGCCCAAUAGGAAUGAUGACUGGAGUAAUUUCCUUUCUAAGUGUGUAGAUAAGAUGUUUCUGAACACUUCUAAAUAAAUCCUAAUAAUGCCACGAUUAAGAAAAAUCAUGAAUGAAUAAUGAUGAGUGAGAAAGUUAGAGGCUAUAACAAAUCAUGCUAACCUCUCACCAUUACCAAUAAUGAAGAGAUUAGCAUUUUUGGGGGCUAUUAUUUCUGUCCCUCUGUAACUUUCUCACACAACAUCAUUCACGAUUCAUUCAUGAUUAUCCAUAAUCAUGGUAGCAUCUACAUUAACAUAGAAGUGUUCACAAACAUCUUCUAUUCUUACUUACAAUAAAAGUGACUCCAAAAUGAGACAAUACAUUAUUCACCAUUCACUUCCUAUUGGACAAAACAUAAUCUGUGACACAAUCAAAACAAGCUGUAAAUGCCGGCAGGGAUGUGGGUUCGUUUCCCACGGGGGCCAGUAUGAAAAAAAAAAAAUGGGAGAAAAAAAAACAUGUAUGCAUUCACUAACUGUAAGUCGCUCUGGAUAAGAGCGUCUGCUAAAUGAUUAAAAUGUGCUGCUCUAGCAGGCGGGGGAGGGGCCAUACUGUGAGCAAGUGACACGGGAGCAGGGAGAGAGACCGCAACCAACCAAGCUGACUCAUGCUAUAGUAGACUAAUAGCUGCCAUAGCUAGGUUAUUUAUCCUCAAAUAUGAUUAUGUUGUACCUGUCUUGACUGCGUUAAGCUAGCUAACGUUAGACUAAAUGAGGCUGCAGUGCAUGCGCUUUCUCACAAAUAACAACAACUCCAUUCAGAAUAUUAAGUAGCAGCCUACCUGUUGGCGCUUGGUCAUUUAAGCCUAUCCUUCUCUUUUAACUUUUAAUUAUAUUUUAAUUCCAUCUUCCAUUGAUUAGAUAUCUCCGAACUUUUGCCACACACGGAGGCUCUAUGACUGAAGCCUGUUGGCGCUUUGAUGACUUAUGAUUGGCCAACAACAACAACAAGCGCCUCUGUGAAAAGCAAGAGCAGCAGCAUAAAUUAUAGAAUUUCUCUCUCUACUGCAGCAGUCGCGUUCGGAUCUGUACGGGUCCUUCCGGACAACUUAGUUAAAAUUGCACAUACAGUGCCUUGCAAAAGUAUUCAUCCCCCUUGGCGUUUUUCCUAUUUUGUUGCAUUACAACCUGUAAUUUAAAUUGAUUUCUAUUUGGAUUUCAUGUAAUGGACAUACACAAAAUAGUCCAAAUUGGUGAAGUGGAAUGAAAAAAAUAACUUGUUUCAAAAAAUGCAAAAAAAUAAAUAACGUAAUAGUGGUGCGUGCAUAUGUAUUCACCCCCUUUGUUAUGAAGCCCCUAAAUAAGAUCUGGUGCAACCAAUUACCUUCAGAAGUCACAUAAUUAAUUAGUGCAAUCUAAGUGUCACAUGAUCUGUCACAUGAUCUCAGUGUGUAUAUAUACACCUGUUCUGAAAGGCCCCAGAGUCUGCAACACCACUAAGCAAGGGGCACCACCAAGCAAGCGGCACCAUGAAGACCAAGGAGCUCUCCAAACAGGUCAGGGACAAAGUUGUGGAGAAGUACAGAUCAGGGUUGGGUUAAAAAAAUGUAUCCGAAACUUUGAACAUCCCACGGAGCACCAUUAAAUCCAUUAUUAAAAAAUGGAAAGAACAUGGCACCACAACAAACCUUCCAAGAGAGGGCAGACCACCAGAAUAGUUAUGCACGCUCAAGUUUUCUGUUUCUUUGUCUUAUUUCUUGUUUUACAAUAACAAAUAUUUUUGCAUCUUCAAAGUGGUAGGCAUGCCGUGUAAAUCAAAUAAUACAAACCCCCCAAAAAUCUAUUUUAAUUCCAGGUUGUAAGGCAACAAAAUAGGAAAAAUGCCAAAGGGGUGAAUACUUUCGCAAGCCACUGUACCCGAGACCCGUGACAAUCAUAUCAGAGCCAACCCAGACCCGUGACAUUAUUUUGAAUUCUGGAUCCGGACCCACGCGGGCCCUGUCUCAGGUAUUUGGGUACAGGUGGAUCCUUGAAGACCUCUAGUCACAAGCUUGAUGUAGUCAUUGUGUGCAAGGAAUAUGGAACCAAAUACUACACUUUUGACUACUUUAAUAUAGUAAGUGAAAUUUGUCCAAAAUCUUCAAACGGGGGGAGUAGAUCAAUAAAGUGCUUUCAUUUCUAAAUCAGAUAUGUAUGAAAAUACCCUCAAAUAAAAGGUGACAUUCUGUACUGUCACCUCAUAUGCAACAUAUAUCAAAUCCAAAAUGCUGGAGUAUAGACAAAUUUCACUUUUUAGCAUCACUGUCCAAAUGCAUACAUAGGUGAGUAUUUAUAGUCUCUUUCUCCAAUACCCAUUGUACUGAUUUACUUUCUUUCUCUCCCUCUUGUCCCUGCAUCUCUUGGCCAUAGGCAACUGCACGGACAACAUGACGUGUGUGAAGGAGGAGAUCUUUGGGCCUGUGAUGUCUGUGUUGUCAUUUGAAACAGAGGAGGAAGCUUUGCUGAGGGCCAACGACUCUGCCCUGGGCCUGGCUGCAGGGGUCUUCACCAGGUGAUGAUAUCAUACAACACAGUUAUCAGGGUUGUGUUCUAUAGGGAGAACGUUUUUGAAACUGAGUGAAACAGAACGGUACUACCUGGAGUUGUAAAAUAAGAACAGUCAGUGUUCCUUUUUCAGUUUCAAAAUGUUUUGCUACAUUAUACCCUGAGCACCACCCUUCAGGUUGAGGUACACAUUUAAUCCCACUUCAGUGUUUGACCUGCUUGUUGCCAUGUGUCUGGCCUGUAGUGACGUGAAGCGAGCACACCGUGUAGUGGAACAGCUGAAGGCUGGAUCCUGCUUCAUCAACAACUAUAACAUCACCCCUGUGGAAGUGCCCUUCGGAGGUUUCAAGAUGUCAGGUACAGUCCUACCGUAUUCACACCAGAUACCUGUUAUUUUCCUCUAUGGGAGUAUCAGAAUUAUAAACAUGUAGGGGUUGUUAUUUGUAGUGUAGCAAUCACGUUGGUUUGUUUGAACGCCUUUUCAUUUCCAUUUUCCACAGUAUUUUGUGUUAGGUAGACUAUUGUCAACAACAGUAAUAAUAGCGUGUCAAGAAGAAUAAACAUUUUGCUGUUGUCUCUCCACAGGCAUAGGGAGAGAGAACGGUCAGGUGACCGUAGAGCACUACACACAAAUGAAGACUGUGUUUGUGGAGAUGGGGGACGUUGACAGUCUCUUUUAAACGUCAAUGGAGUCAUGCAACUCAGAGACGUUCUCUGGGAUGAAAUACCAGCGUCCUGAGCCAGAAAAAGGUCUCCCAGUGAAAGAAGUGGAGCUUUAACUCUGGUACGUAGGUAGUUGAAUGAAGGAUAUACAGUAAUAUCUCCAUCUCUGAUAGAGUUUAGCUUAAUUAUUCUCAAAAAAUACUGUGAUAAGAUGAUCUCCGUUCUGAGCCAAAUGGAUAAAUCGAAAGUCGUGCCUUGAUAUUUUGUAACAAAAUAUUUGCUAAAUUGAUUCUCAUAACUAUGGAUGCCUAACAUAAAAAAAGUACUUGACACUAUGCAGCAUGUGGUGCAGAAGUUGCACUUUUUGUCCCAUUUUGUCAUUCUUGCAUCAUGUGUCGCUGUUUGCCAAUGGAUGUAGUCUACCACAGACGUUUUCCAUUUCUGUAAUUCAAUGCUUUGUACAAUUGUACAUAAUCACUUGUACUUUGUAUGUAUCAUUAUAUAAAUGUUUACCAUUUCAAAGUUGUGUGCAUGUAUGUUUUCAUUUCACCCUUUUUCAUUUCUUUAUUAAUAUGCUUGACAAGUUUAUAAAUGGGCUUUGAAGUAAAGCUU
Molecule: messenger RNA, 24107 nt
Organism: Coregonus sp. 'balchen'
Lineage: Eukaryota; Metazoa; Chordata; Actinopteri; Salmoniformes; Salmonidae
Source: the annotation of a GenBank genome assembly